UGUCCUGAGCUCUGCUAGUGCCCUGUCUGUCCCCGAGAUUGGCUACAAGGAUUCCGGGCUCGCCACACCAUGAACGUAGCGCAAUUACAGCCACCGGCCUUGCCGCAGGUCUCUGAGAGAGUUGUGCGGGAUGCUGGGGAUACAGAAGCAGACUUUCUCGCGCUGCGACUUCUCAACAAACGCGCCCGCGUGCGAGUGUCGCCUGAGCAACUUGACCUCGACGCUCUUCCGGGCCAAGCACGGCUAUUCGCGCUUGCGAACUCCAAAGGAUGUUUCGCUGCUGUUGCGCGAGAUGCUAGCUCAAACUGGUAUCUCUUGUCCGCAUCUCUUGCGCAGCUCCGAUCAAAGUUCACGUCGUCCACUCAAGCCGGCGAAAUCGAUUUCACAACACAGACAAGACAUCCCCUGCCUGGUCCAGCGACCUCUAUCGCCUACGCACAUAAUGAGUCGCGUAUGGUGGUUGUGCUUGCGGACGGCUCGAUUGCUGUAUAUGACGCACCAUCAUUACUCAACAGCUCGCCGGCUAGCCCUCUGCAUGUGUUUCCGGCCAACGAGGGAGCCAGUUUUCGUAAAUUAGCACCAAACCCAGGAGACAUGCCAGAGCUCGUGGCAGUACUUCGCGACGUUGGUGAGCGAACGGACGUCGUGGCCGUCGAAGUGCUCGACAUACAGAAUAUGCGCUCUGUGUGUGGCUGGAGGAGUGGUACAACCCCCAAUACGAAGCCGACUGCCAUGUCGUGGUCUGCCAAGGGAAAGUUAAUCGCGCUAGGUCUGGCCAGUGGGGAGAUCGAAGCUUUCAGCCCGACUGCUCCUGCCGUGGUGAAAACUGUGGUCCCAAAAGUACAGGCUCUCAACGAAGGCACCAUCAUUUCUACGACAUGGUUGUCGAAUAUCGAACACUAUUGUGUCUACACGCCACCGGGCCCUCCAUCACCAGAUGCUGAGCACACCCAUUUUGUCACGCUCUUCAAUCCGAAGACCAACGCUCUUGUGGAGGUCAAGGUCAAUCCGCCUGCCCUACCAUUCCCAGGUCUACGUGCUCCGGGCCAGUUCAUCGUACUAUUCCGAUCAUGGCACACGGCAAGAAUACUUGCCUUCGUGGGCGACAGCGCUUCUUCCGACAUCGGUGUGUUGGCGGCUCUGGGGGAGAUCGGAACCCCUCUGCACAAUCACUGGACGAGCUUGUCGCUGGAGGAAACGUCACAGCCUACAGUACCGUUAGACAAGGACAUGAACGAUACCGUCCUGGUCGGGAUGGAAGCUGACCUUACCAGCAAGGAGCCGUUACGCUACACCGCGCCGUCCGGGGAAGAGUCUGAUGUCCCAGCGCCGCCCGUGCUGUAUAUCUACGCAAGCGAUGGCACGAUCGUUGCUUGGCAGGUCGUGAACACAAAGGGGGUCGCCUAUCCUGGAAUGAUCACUCCAUCCGCAGUGACAACGUCCGCGGGCGGCGGGAUGUACGCUGAGCCUACACCGACGCCUUCUACGCUGCAAGCACCAGCGAUGGAAAUCUCCACCUCAUUUGGAUCCUCGUCACCAGCAACGGCUUCACCAAUGGCAGCGACACCAUCUGGGGGUGCAACCUCCUCUGGAUUCGGCUUCGGCGCUUUCGCCAGUGGCGCAACGAAGUUUGGACAAUCGAGCAUUGGUUUUAGCGGGAACGCUGACAACGGGACGCCCUCAGCCCCAGCGAUGGCAUCGCCCAUGCCCUCGCAAAGACCUCCUUCACCUGAAGAGGAGACCAUGGAAGCGGACAACGACGCCGGCGGUGGUUUCGGUGGACUGUCCCUAGGCGGCGGCGAUGAUACGAACAAGAACAAGACCUCGUCUGUCUUUGGGUCUUUUGGCUCCCCCGCUUCCACCGAGAACCAACCAGCUGCCGCCUUCGGAAGCUCGUCUGGCGGCGCGUUCAGUGGUCUAAAGCCAGCGACUGGCUUCGGUGCGUUUGGCAGCCAGGGCGCAUCAGCGUUUGGUGCCCCUUCGGCAUUCUCGAGUUCAUCGGAUUCUUCUCCGCCCUCUGGUGGUGCUUUCGGUAAUAUGAAGGCGGGCGCUGGCUUUGGCGCCUUCGCCAAUCGAGGUCCGUCUGCGUUUGGUUCGGCGCCGGCAUUCUCUCCUGCGUCGACAGCAGCCCCGUCUCCUCCGGUGUCGUCAGAUGCGAAAUCGACCUCUCCGUUUGGCGGGUCUAUUUUCGGGCAACCGUCCACACCACCGAAGACAACCGCGUUCGGACAGCCAUCUACUCCCGGACAACCUGCGUUUGGGCAGGCAUCCUUCGGGAAGCCUGCAUUUGGUCAAUCUGCGUUUGGCCAGUCUGCGUUUGGCAAGUCUGGCUUUGGGCAAUCAAGUUUCGGUCAACCUGCGUCCGGCGGUAGCCAAUCUUCUACAACGACAGCGAGCGGAUUCGGUGCUUUCGCACAGGCGAGUCCGACUGGCUUCGGUGCAGCACAGCCGAAGCCAGACGCAAAGCCCGCGUGGGCAGUCAAGGCCGAGGGUGGUUCUGCUGCUGCGGAGGCACCCAAGCCAGAAGUCAAGUCACCAGCGUCGGCGUUUGGGCAGUCAAGCUUUGGACAGUCAGGGUUCGGACAGUCAGGACUUGGACAACCCGGACCUACCCAGACGCCGUCAGCUUUCGGCACUAAUGCCAACAAGCCAUCUAUCACUACCUCUGGCGGAUUCGGUGCAUUCGCUCAAGCGGGAUCGAGCGGGUUCGGGGCUGCCGCCUCCAAAACUGAUGCAAAGCCUGUCUGGGCAGCGCAGUCCAACAGCCAAUCCACGACACCUGCGGAAAAGACCAAGCCUACACCCGCUCCUACCACUAUCCCUGCUCCGACGACUCCUCCGCGCACGCCGCCUACCCCCAGUGAAUCUCGUUCACCGACGCCGGAGAAGCGUUUUGAGGCCGCCACUCCCGUAUCGAGUCCUCCCUCACCAUCCUUGGCCGCCGCGCCCUCUUCAGCGCCGACAGGGAACGCCUUUUCUCAGCUGAAAGCGUCUCCCUAUGGCUUUGGUAGCGUGGAUUCUGGCUUUGGCGCAUUCGGUGGAAGCGUGGCCGAUACAUCCUCGCCAUUCUUCAAGGCAGUGACGAAGCCAAUGGACACACCGGCUAAACCGGCUUUCGCAGCUGGAACUUCCGCCUUCAGUACUUCACCCCCGAGUGCUGCUACAGGUGCAAAUAAGCCGGUUUUUGGCGCACCAUCGCCGAUUGGCGGUGGUCGAUCUGUGUUUGGCAUGCCAAGUACCCCCAGUCCGAAAGCGACGACAACGCCAACCACCACCCCGCCUUCAGGCGGAGCCUUCGCCGCUUUCAGCGGAACUAAGUCCCCGUUCGGUGCUGCGUCGAGCGGGGCUAAGUCUUUCAGCGAGUUGCUCCGCGACAAGACUGGUCAAGAACUCAUCCAGCCCGUCAGACCAUCGAAGACAGUGGUUGAGCAAAAGAAGCCCGUGUCCGCUUUUGCCAAGCUUCCGAAACCAUCUGACAAUCAAAAAGAGAGCGACGUGGCAGAGUCUGGUGGCCUACUAGAUGACGACGACAUUAACUCUUCAGAAGAAGACGAACACGACGACGGAGCUUCCUUCUUGUCAGAUUCUGAGGAUGAACCUGACGCUGAAGGUAGCGAGGAAGGUAGCGAAGUGGAGGAAGGAGAGGAGGGCGCUAAACACGGAGAGGAGGAAGAGGAAGAGGAGGAGGAAGACGAUGACGAUGAAGACGACGAAGAAGAGAAAGAGAAAGGCGAUGCGGUCAGCUCCUCUCCGGUGAAGUCUCCACUUGUCAUGGAUGCCUCGAAGGCGGAAAGUGGGACUGAGCAUGCCAAAUUGCCAACUCUGCUCAGUCGGAUUGGGCCAACUACCGCUCCGGAAAGCAAGUCUGCUCCCGCAGUAGUGGUACAGAGAGAAGGGAGCACCACGCCUCCUGGCUCCCCCGUGCCUGCGAAACCUGCUUCUGCUCCGCCCCCUCCCUCCAUAGGUCUUGUUCCACCACCGGUCGUUGCAACCAACCUGGGACCGAUCGUUGCAUCGAAUCUGGGCAGAACCUCGACCCGGCCUAUCCGCAGCUCUCCGCUAGCAAGCAAACCGAUUAGUCAAGACGACGAUAGCUCUGAAGGAGGACAGUCGCCCCCUGGUACACCGCCGUCCAGUUUGAAGCUCAAGGCGGCCAUCUCGGCCAAAGACCCCCCCUUGUUGCCAACGUUCAAACCUGCGACGCCUCCGGCCGCGGCGCCUUUCUCUCUCGCUCCGCCAUCCGUAACUCCUUCCGCUCCUUCAGCACCAUCAACGAGCACACCCCUCGCACCCGCAUCAACUAGCCAAAAGGCGGCGCCUUUUACGCUGGGCGCAUCCGCUGCUCCGACCUUAGCGCCCAAGACCUCUGAAUCUUCACAGCCUGCUUCCGGUAUCCUCAGACCCAGAACUCCGGUUGAUACUUCAGUGGGCGCUUCCACGCCCCCCGCUGGUCAACUGAAUGUACCUAAAUCGCCGCCAUCCCAGCCCAGCGCAAAGGGCAUAAAGCUUACCCCGCCAACUCCGACUGGCAAGCUCCCCGUAGUAAAAGACUUGCAGGGCGAAUGUGAAUUUUUGGUCAAAUAUCUCGAUGGCGAGUUUACACGGUUGUUGCCUCUUACGCAACUGGCAGCCAAGCGGAGAGUGGAGCUGUACAAAGCUGGUCUUAAUCUAGCAAACCUGGAUGAAGCGAACAACUGGCGCAUCAGUGACUUGCCCCGCCUCGAGCAGUUGAUGUUUAUUGCGGAGAAGGAUCUAGCACACGUCCAGGACCAACUGCAGUCAUAUAUAUCGGCGAUACGAGACAUGGAGUCUCAGUUGCUUAAGGCGAGCACAAGAAAGGAGGAAGUCAUACGUUUCGACAAGGUAUCCAAAGAUCCGGAGUUCGCUCGCAUGCUCAAGGUCCGCACUCUGGGCCCGGAACACUUGGAAGCUCAAAGUCAGUUGCGUAGAGAAAUCAGAGCCGUCCGUGAAAGGCUGCAACAGCUCGAAGGGCAUAUGCAAGAGGCAAAGAAGAAACUUGCAUACAUGAAGUCUGGCAAAGCCGCGCUCAGACCUCCUUCUUUGUCGCUCAUCAACGGUACCUGUAAUCAUCUCGAGGAAGCUAUCGAGCAGAACGAGGAUGCCGUUGCAGACCUGUGUAGACGUACAGCUCAUCUGAGCCUCGAGUUGGCGCCCCGCAGGUCGAGGUGGGAUUACAGGAUAACUGACGAAGACGUCACGCGACACGCGGAGGUGACACCUAAUUUUGCCGUGUCUACUGCCGCAGCCUUGAACGCGGAGAUGUCGGCGAACAAGUUGAAGCGCGCUCUUCUCGCUGCCCGCAAAGAGCCUCUGCUGAACACUCAAGCCAUCUCGAAGAUGCCUGUCGCUCAGGAUUAUGUCUUGCCGGAGGUUACGGCCGAGCCCCAGACGCCUCCUCCGUUUGACGAUUCCUUCUCCCCCGAUGACCAUUCGUCCCCCCCUUCCGGACAUCGACGACUGAAGGCCGGGAAGUUCCACCAGAAGCCAAUACAGCUGAAGAAGUCCGCUUCUCCGACGCCCCCGCCUACUGCCAGCUUCAGCUGGGGUCCAUUGCCCAGCGUAACACCGCCAGCUCCCUCAAAGGCCCUACCGUUCGACCUGCGAAAACCCAGUGCGUCGCCCAGCGCCUCACCCACUCUGCCGUCGUUAUCAGCUUCAUGGGUCACGGAUGGCUUCAGUGUCAAGACGGAAGGCGCUUGAUGUCGCACUGUUCGUUAUAAGCAUCAUUCUCUCUGGUAUUCGUCGUGUCUUGUACUGUGAUGUAUCGACUAUCUCGUUGUAUUAUGAACAUUGUUGGAUCGCUUCCAGUUCUACUUACAGCGGAAUCCGACCUAACGUGUCUAAGCUUACUCUCAA
Molecule: messenger RNA, 5877 nt
Organism: Fomitopsis serialis
Lineage: Eukaryota; Fungi; Basidiomycota; Agaricomycetes; Polyporales; Fomitopsidaceae
Exons: 12
Coding region: 70-5721 (1883 amino acids)
Molecular function (GO): protein binding
Source: RefSeq, a predicted model, not a curated record